UCGUAAGAUUACAUUGUGAAGUGUGUUUGUGAUUUUUGUUGAUUACAUUGAAAAGAAAUAAAUAAUUAUAUAGUUUGGAGGAAGCUUAGGCGCAUUUAUCUACAAAAAAUGUGCGAUGGAAAUACCACGAAGCUUAAUCCUUGCGAUACCGAAGCCAUAACCGAUCCCAUAGAAGUGUAUAACAUGUUCAUAGUGGAAGAUGAGGAGUCAAAAGACUCUGUUAAGCAAAACGCGCGGUUCCAUAAGCGUCUCAUACGACACGUACGACGGCACCGCGUACUUUACGAUCCAAAACAUAAACAAUUUUCAUGCAUCGAAGCGAAAAACGAAGUUUGGGAGAAAAUUGCAAAGCGAAUGUGUUGCGAUGCCGAUCUAUGCAAGAAUACUUGGGUGAACUUGCGUUAUUCUUAUCAAAAAUAUGCGCGCCGAUUGCGUAAAUUCUUUGCCAACAAAGCGUGUAAGAAGCGAAGCCGCCGUCCUGUAAUGGCAUUUGAAACGGAAUUAGUUUUCCUCUGGCGUUUCAUAGCUGACAAAAUACGCUGUCCCCUGCCCUACAGCGAUGAGAUGGAGGCGAAGGCCGCUACGCACACACAACCAGCUGCCGUCGACGAUGACAUAGUUUUGCUGGAGGAUGACGUCGAAGUGAUCGACUUGGACGAUGAAACGCCGGCCAUAACUAAAGCCCUCUCCAAGCUAUCGAAGUUGCACUUCCAAGUCACACCGGAAAUACGUCGCUUGAUAUACAAUUUGCAAUGCUAUCAGGAGAUAUACGACGGUGGCCAUCGAUAUUAUGAGGAUUACCGGCGCAAAGGCAUCAUUUGGAAUGCCGUCGCAAACGAAGUGGGCGAUAAGGCUACGAAAUUAAUGAAAUGUUGGUUGCAAAUACAAACGCGCUACGAAUGGGAGCUAAUGCAACGCCGCUUAGAAAAGGAGCUGACAGCUACAAAGCCGCAGACCGAGCUGGAGAGUCUGUUGUACUUCACCAAGGCACACAUACUUAAACUGCCGAGAACGGUUUACAAGAGCUCCUACUUCCUCAAAAAGGAUUGGCAUGAGCCCAUUGACCACUUUAAGAACAUCUUCAGCUUGCUGGUGGCAAUGAAGAAAUAUCCAAUCGUGAUCACACUCACCGAAAUGAUGGUGAACAAAACCGAAGAUGUCGAUACCGUUAAAUAUAUGAAACUUUGGAGCGAUGUGGCAAAUACUAAAGGUGGCGGUGUAACGCCUGGUCAGUGCGAAGCCACUUGGCUGAUUCUGCGUUUGUUCUACUGGGAGCUAAUGGGUAUGCGCAAACACAGUUAUCAACUGCAAGACAAAUGGUAUUUCGAAACCAUUAUAACGGAGCUGUAUGCCUUGUCUAGAACGUACAAGUUACCACGCGCCAAAAAGUCUACACUCGGUACGCUCAUGUUAUCGUCCAUAUGCGCCGAUGAGGUUGUCCAACCUGCCCCCACAACCACUGGCAAUGCAAGCAAGGUGCUGCAAACCGAAGUUGUACCAGUUUUAAACGAUUCAUCACCGCCGAAUGACACGCUAAUGGGCAACCCCAUCGUACCGAUAUCCGUCAGUCUGGAUGAAGACAAAAUCAGUUCGUCAAUAAUCGAAAACAAGCGUCAAGCGUCAGCUAAAAAUAUCGUAAUACACAAUAAACCGCAAAAUAAUGUCAUACCCACUCCCGCAGCCAGCACUUGCACCACAGUCUCAAAUAACGGCUUGGUGGUGACGGUCACCAAAGUGCCGGCGAAGACGCACACCACCGCCGUCAUACAACAGGAUGCGCCGCCGGCUUAUCCACAAGCGCACUCGCCACAAAUACGCGUCAAAUCGCAGGCGCAACUGCAAGCCGCCGAACCCAUUAAAAUGUUUGUGCAAGCGCGCCCACAAAUACAAAUACACGCGCAACCCACACCAGCGCCGAAGCCAAAUCCACAAAUACAAGUACAAGCCAUAACGCUGCCGUGCAUGCCACAAGCGCAACAAGCUCAGCAAUAUCAAAUGCUACCGCUCACACCGAUACAAGCGCAAACCAAGUUGGCAGUGAAGCAACAAGCCAGCGUGCAGACGCCGGCACAAUUCAUACCCACCAAUAUGGGUCAGUUGUUGCCGCCAACAACAAUAGAGCCGACACAACACGAAGCCAACACAAUCACUUUGGAUACGAUAAAGACGCCGAAAAUUGUGUCGGCAGUCAGUUUGGCACCGCGCGCCAACUUCCCCGUGCCCUUCAUCAAUAAGGGUUUGCAAAUCACCGCAGUCGCUGGUUCCGUAACCAGCGCAUCACCGCCUGCGCCGCACACUAGCACCGCGCCACUGCGCGCAGUAGCACCCACCUUAAACGCGCUUGCUCCGCCGCCAACGGUUGUUAUGGCGCCCACGUCGAACGCCUUAAAUUUACCCUUUACACUGCCGGAUAAAACAAAUAUUACCAAGUGUCCGCCGUUGACUUGUGUCAACACCGACCCAGUCCUCAAGACGGGUACGAUAAUAACGUUGCCGAAUGCUGUGGUGCCUGCGUCCACGCGGACGCAAACGACUAUGCCGCUGCCCAUAAAGGAGCCUGCAUCGCUCGAGACGAAAAUACCCGCCACGGUGUUGGCGCGGCCAUAUUUGACACCGACCUCACAGCUGAACUCCAACGAAAUUAUGAUCGAAUUGAUUAGUUCGGUGAAUGGCAAUCAGUUGGUGGUGCACGGGCCGCCGCUGGAGCAAAAGUACUCGCUGCCAAUGAGCACGACGGCGCUGCUGAUUCGUGAGGUGCUCUCCAUACCGUAUUUGCAUAAGAAGGACUACAAUAAACCGCAACAGGUCAAUAUGUGUUGGCAGUACUUGGCCAAACGCUUCAAUUUACCGGUGCAUAUCUGCAAGGCUUGUUGGAACUUUUUGUCGGAAAACUUUGCGCAUUUCCCGCAAAUUGCGCCCAUGGAAGAGCUGACGAAGCCGCUGAAGAUUGGCAUUAGGGUGUGGCGCGAAAAUUACACUUUCUUUCAAACAUUCAACGAAAAAGCAGCCCAAAUGCGUUUGCCGUUCGCAAAGGAUGCUGUGGAGAAGUUCUUCGAUAAUAUUAGAGAUCAAACAAAGCACAUACCACGUGUAGGUGGCAAGAAAUUGACUUUCGUCGCAGAUUGGCAAGCCGCCAUAAAUAGCAAUCCAUAUGUACCGAACAAAGUCUGGUUCGGCACAUGGACCCUCUUUAAAGGCGCCUUUUUGAAGUACAUGCGCGAUUUGGAGCUCGGCAUCGACAACAAAUGGUCACUGGAAUGGUGGCGCGUCUUGGCCAAAAUGGAUUUCCUAAUCGAAGAACAAUAUCAUAAUAUGGAACCGUUCUACUACAUAGUGCGCAACAAAAUGAUCGACGAAUGCGAACGUUGCAUCAGGGAAGAACAAAAAUACACUAUCGAUCCGAAGUCGAAGAGAUUCGUACUGAAAUCAGACAUGCAUCAUCCAAUGUUGCAGAAAAUACCCGACAUCGAUGCCUACCGCGUCGUAAUGACCGUGCGUCGCUAUCCGCAAAUUUACCAAAAGGCAACCGACGACGAGAAGACCAAAGCGUGGCAAAAAGUCGCACUCGAAAUGCGCUCAACCGUGACGGUAUGCCGCUUUGCCUUCCAAUGCGCCUUGAAGAACUACCGGCUGUAUGCGGCGCGUGACCCGGCGAAUCGUUGUCGCCUAAAUCAUCGCUAUUACAAACAUUUGGCGGAAAUUUAUCGUGCCAUCAAGCCGACGCGCAAGCUCAAUAUUAAAACACCAUCCGAACUGAAUCAGUCGGUUAGCGAUAAUCCCGACGCGAAUGAGCCAGUAUUUCCCGAACGUUUCAUAAUGGACGUCAACAUGAGCAAUAGUCACUCGAAUGUGGUUAUGAAGAAUUGGGCUUAUGGCGUGGGCAUAUCCGUGCGCAAGGAGAAGUUGGAAGCGCUCUUCCAAAAAUAUCGUCCAACUUCGGUGCUAGGCGAAACCGCAACACCAAAAUAGGUUUAGAGUGGGUGGACAGCACUGAUUUUGAACGCACUACAAUUGGAGGGAUAUCUAUCCAUAGAUAUACAUACAUACAUAUAUGUAUGUAGAUUAGCACUAAUUAUAAAACAAGAAAACACUUCUGCGACUUUAUUUAAUUUUAGAACUUUUUUUACUGUUAUGUAGUUGUAUAAUAUUUCUAAGCAUGGCCCUUAUGUACUCCAUAUAUAUAUAAAUAUACAUACAGUUAAAUAUAUGAGUAUGUAUGCGACUGUAUAUAAUGUAAAGUAAACUUAAAUACGCGUAGAUUUCAUAAAGUUCAUAUUUUCCAUGAAGAGAUAACCUUAA
Molecule: messenger RNA, 4299 nt
Organism: Bactrocera tryoni
Lineage: Eukaryota; Metazoa; Arthropoda; Insecta; Diptera; Tephritidae
Gene: Hmr
Exons: 11
Coding region: 109-3969 (1286 amino acids)
Biological process (GO): regulation of transcription by RNA polymerase II
Cellular component (GO): nucleus; transcription regulator complex
Source: RefSeq, a predicted model, not a curated record